CGUCUGUAUAUUUAAGGCGAGAUUCGUCUGCCCCUUCACCAUGCACAAUCCUCAUCAACAUCAUACCAUUCCAAUUAAUAGAACAAGACAACAUGUCCAGACCGAAGGUCCUAUUGAUCGGUGCCACCGGCAACACAGGCGGUAGCAUCCUGGACGCCAUGCUAGCUGCCGACCAAUUUGACAUCGAACUCCUCAUCCGCCCGACCUCCGUGCCCAAACCCGCCGUGCAAGCCCUCCUCCAGCGCGACAACCUGUCCCACCGCGUCGUGGACCUCGACCUCCCCGAGGACGCCCUCGUGCCCGCGCUAGCCGGCAUCGACAUCCUGGUCAGCACGCUCGGCCCGGCCACCGUCGCGCAGGAGAAGACCCUCGUGCGCGCCGCCAAACGCGCGGGCGUGCAGCGCUUCGUCCCGAGUUCGUGGGUGACCGUUGCCCCGCCGUGGGGAGCGAUGCUUUUGCGGGAGGAGAAAGAAGAAAUCCUCGCCGAACUUCGCGCCCAAAACAUGGACUACACCGUCAUCGACGUGGGCUACUGGUACCAACUCUCCCUCCCCCCCGUCCCCUCCGGCCGCCUCUCCUACGCCAUCCCGGUGCCCUCGACCACCAUCCACGGCGACGGCACCGCACCCACCAUCCUCACCGAUCUCCGGGAUAUCGGCCGCUUCGUGGCGCGCAUCGUCGCGGACCCGCGCACGCGCAACCGGUCCGUGUACACGUGCUCGGCGGUGUUGUCCGAGGAGGAGAUCUUUGAGAUCGUGGAGGCGGUUUCGGGGGAGAGGGUUGGGAGGAUACAUGAAUCCGAGGAAGAAACCCUUCGCAACGUCGAUCAAGCGCUCGCGGAGCUGGCCGCGGAUCCCACCGAUUUCUGGAAACGGGCGCAGGUGUACCUGGCGCAGUACCGGUGCAGCAAGUACGUGCGCCGCGAGAAUACACCCCAGAAGGCGGCGGAGCUGGGGUAUCUGGAUGCCAGGGCGCUGUAUCCGGACCUGAGGACGGUGGAGUUCGGGGAGUUUGUGGGGGAGGUGCUUGCGGGGCGGGGGAGGAAUCCUUAUCCUCGGUCUGGCUUUUGA
Molecule: messenger RNA, 1070 nt
Organism: Aspergillus brunneoviolaceus CBS 621.78
Lineage: Eukaryota; Fungi; Ascomycota; Eurotiomycetes; Eurotiales; Aspergillaceae
Product: NAD(P)-binding protein
Exons: 4
Coding region: 93-1070 (325 amino acids)
Source: RefSeq, a predicted model, not a curated record